Molecule: messenger RNA, 240 nt
Organism: Guillardia theta CCMP2712
Lineage: Eukaryota; Cryptophyceae; Pyrenomonadales; Geminigeraceae
Exons: 1
Coding region: 1-240 (79 amino acids)
Source: RefSeq, a predicted model, not a curated record
AUGGUUGCCAACACAACAGAAGCAAGCAACAGGCGCUCCAUCACCAUCACCAGCGAAUCCUUCUAUCUCGACAAACAUAUCCCCUCUGUAUCGACCGACUCUUCGAAGAGAAUGGCACCAACGUAUUCAGGUGUCAACAGAUCGGCGAGUGGCGAGAAGGACGCUAAGGCAAAUUUCCUGCUGCAGAACGUGAUCAGGGCGAAAGAGAAGAGCGGAAUGCAUAUCAAGCUGGAUUCUUAA